AUGGUCAUCUCCUCACUCCGCCCCGUCCCCUCCACUCCCCUUACCGAUCCACCUCCACUCCCUACUAUUCUUCAUCCUACCAACUCUCCUCCUGACCCCCAUCCACUGCUUACCCCCAUGCUCCUAUCUGCCGCAGAUUGCCUCCGUGGGGUCUUCCUCUGCAAACCCCCUGGUCACACCGCGCUCUACCGGGCGCUAUCCUCCACAGGCCUUGGCGCCGCAAUGGCAUUCUCACCGGAGGUGCUUGCCAAUGUCGUCGAUGCCGGUGACCUCAGAGGUGCUGCCACUGUCAUCUUCGACUGGGUGAUAACUACCUCCAAACCUCGCCCAUCCGUCCACACCUGCAACAUUGUCAUCAGGGCAUUGGGGAGGAAAAAAUUCUUUGAUUUUUCGAUGGCGCCCUUCAGAUCAUGCGCAGAAAUUACAUUUUCCCGGACCUGA
Molecule: messenger RNA, 441 nt
Organism: Miscanthus lutarioriparius
Lineage: Eukaryota; Viridiplantae; Streptophyta; Magnoliopsida; Poales; Poaceae
Source: the annotation of a GenBank genome assembly